AUGUCUUCUAUACCCAGCUUAGAGAAGAAGUACGAGCUCGACGAGAAUAUAGCCUCGGACGAAAAGCAGUCCCACGACACCGUGCUUUCUGAGUCCGAGAUGGACCAGAGGGUGAGGCUUCUUGCUGAGGAGCACAACAUCAACCAUAAGAAACUGAUGUGGAAAAUCGAUCUGUGUGUUGUUCCUCCUUUCUGCCUGCUUUACUUCCUGGCAUUCUUGGACAGAGUGAACAUUUCGAACGCCAAGAUUUACGGAAUGCAAGCUGCCCUGGAUUUGCAGAAACAGCAGUUCAACACGGCUCUAACAGUGUUCUUUGUUCCCUAUGUUGUCUUUGAGGUGAUAUCAAACUACUGUCUGAAGAUCAUCAAGCCGCAUGCCUGGAUGAGUACCAUGAUCGUGUUGUUCGGUGUGGUGACCAUUGGAACCGCAUUUGUCAAGACUUUUGGUGGUUUGGUGGCUACCAGAGUUCUCCUUGGUAUUUUCGAGGCCGGAAGUUUCCCUGGUAUUUUCUACAUUCUUGCAAACUUCUACACCAAGCGCGAAGCCCAGAGAAGAUUCAGUAUCUUCUUCAGCUGCACGUCGGUCGCUGGUGGCUGCGGUGGAGCGAUCGCUUACAGACUGUACGAUUUGAACGGUGUUCACGGCCUUUCGGCAUGGCAAUGGAUCUACGUUGUCGAGGGCACCAUCAGUGCGGGUCUUGGAAUUAUCCUGUACUUUUUGAUCACAGACUUCCCUGAGGACGCUAGAUAUUUGAGCAAAAACGAAACGACUUUCCUCAAGAAAAAGCUCGAGGUCUACUCGGGUAACUCGGGCUUCGAAAUCAAACAAACCGUCAAGGACGUUCUUGAGGUCUUCAAAGACCCAAUGCUCUAUCUUGGUGCUUUGAUCUAUUUCUGUCUCAUUGUUCCGUCCUACUCUUACGCUUACUUCGCUCCAUCCAUCAUCAAAUUGCUUGGAUACACUGCGAUGAACGCCCAGGCCCACUCCAUCUACCCGUGGCUCGCCUCUCUCGGCUUCUCGAUCAUCUUGGCUUUCGUUUCCGACUUCCACGGAAUCAGAUUGCCAUAUGCGCUUCUCGCAGCAUGCGUGGCCAUCGCCGGCCUGGCUAUGAUUCUGGGCGGUGGAGAUCAUCUUAACGUCAAAUACGGCGGCUGUUUCCUGGUUGCUUCAGGUCUCUACACCUGUAUGCCUAUUGUUGUGUGCUGGAUCAGUCUUAAUUACUCUGGACACAUACGAAAGUCCGUGGGAACCGCCUUUGUGAUUGGAUUCGGCAACAUUGGAGGAAUUAUUGCGUCGUUCAUUUUCCCUGACAGUGAGGCCCCCGACUACAAAAAAGGACUGGGCAUCUGUAUCGGAUUUGCUGGUCUUGCUAUCUUCUUUAUCCUCGCCUACUUCGCACUUGUGGUUCACCGUAACCGCAAGAAGAUGACAGCAGCUUCGCUUGCAAAGUGGGAAUCUUACGACGAAAGAACCCGGAUAAUGAAGGGAGACCUGAGUCCCUACAUUAAAUAUUUGUACUAA
Molecule: messenger RNA, 1521 nt
Organism: Ogataea angusta
Lineage: Eukaryota; Fungi; Ascomycota; Pichiomycetes; Pichiales; Pichiaceae
Exons: 1
Coding region: 1-1521 (506 amino acids)
Biological process (GO): transmembrane transport
Cellular component (GO): plasma membrane
Molecular function (GO): transmembrane transporter activity
Source: RefSeq, a predicted model, not a curated record